Knipowitschia caucasica is the source of this 792-nucleotide messenger RNA. The record is from the annotation of a GenBank genome assembly. NCBI's taxonomy places the organism in Eukaryota, Metazoa, Chordata, Actinopteri, Gobiiformes, Gobiidae.
AUGCAGAGGCUCAGAGAGGUAGAGGCUCAGAGAGGCAGAGGUUCAGAGAUGCAGAGGCUCAGAGAGGUAGAGGCUCAGAGAGGUAGAGGCUCAGAGAUGCAGAGGCUCAGAGAGGCAGAGGCUCAGAGACGCAGAGGCUCAGAGACGCAGAGGCUCAGAGACGCAGAGGCUCAGAGAUGCAGAGGCUCAGAGACGCAGAGGCUCAGAGAUGCAGAGGCUCAGAGAGGUAGAGGCUCAGAGACGCAGAGGCUCAGAGACGCAGAGGCUCAGAGACGCAGAGGCUCAGAGACGCAGCGAGGCUCAGAGAUGCAGAGGCUCAGAGACGCAGAGGCUCAGAGACGCAGAGGCUCAGAGAUGCAGAGUCUCAGAGAGGUAGAGGCUCAGAGACGCAGAGGCUCAGAGACGCAGAGGCUCAGAGACGCAGAGGCUCAGAGAUGCAGAGGCUCAGAGACGCAGAGGCUCAGAGAUGCAGAGGCUCAGAGACGCAGAGGCUCAGAGAUGCAGAGGCUCAGAGAGGUAGAGGCUCAGAGACGCAGAGGCUCAGAGACGCAGAGGCUCAGAGACGCAGAGGCUCAGAGACGCAGAGGCUCAGAGAUGCAGAGGCUCAGAGACGCAGAGGCUCAGAGACGCAGAGGCUCAGAGAUGCAGAGGCUCAGAGAGGUAGAGGCUCAGAGACGCAGAAGCUCAGAGACGCAGAGGCUCAGAGACGCAGAGGCUCAGAGAUGCAGAGGCUCAGAGACGCAGAGGCUCAGAGAUGCAGAGGCUCAGAGAUGCAGAGGCUCAGAGAGGUAG